This is a messenger RNA of Nerophis ophidion (straightnose pipefish), 1395 nucleotides long. It is a transcript of the gene dlk2, whose product is annotated as delta-like 2 homolog (Drosophila). The record is from RefSeq and is a predicted model, not a curated record. Lineage: Eukaryota; Metazoa; Chordata; Actinopteri; Syngnathiformes; Syngnathidae. Gene Ontology annotation, biological process: heterophilic cell-cell adhesion; establishment or maintenance of epithelial cell apical/basal polarity. Gene Ontology annotation, molecular function: calcium ion binding. The transcript is spliced from 3 exons. Gene Ontology annotation, cellular component: plasma membrane; protein-containing complex. The annotation marks the transcript as partial.
UGCGACCCCGGCUGGGACGGCGAGCGCUGCCAACGCUGCGUGCCGACGCCGGGCUGCGUCCACGGAAGCUGUCGGCGACCUUGGCAGUGCGAGUGCCUGCCUGGAUGGGCGGGGCGCUUCUGUGACAAAGACCUGGACGUGUGCUCGCAGCAGCCAUGUCACAACGGCGCCUCGUGCGUGAUGGACGACAGCGGCGAGUACACCUGCGCCUGUCUGCCUGACUUCUACGGUGCAAACUGUCAGCUGAAGGCGGGGCCGUGCCUGCAGAACAAGUCGGCAUGUCAAAAUGGCGGCCAGUGCGAAGACGACGGCGGCUUCGCGGCACAGCUGACAUGUCGCUGCCUGGCAGGCUUUGCCGGCCCGCGCUGCGAAGUCAACGUGGACGACUGCGCCUUGGCGCCUUGUGCCAACGGCGCCACCUGCUUGGACGCCGUCAACCGCUUCCUGUGCGUCUGCCCCGUCGGUUUCACGGGACGAUUCUGCACCGUCAACUUGGACGACUGCGUCAGUCGGCCGUGCUUGAACGCCGGCCGCUGCCUUGACCUCGCCGGAAGCUUCCGCUGUGUUUGCGGGCUGGGCUUCGCCGGCGUCACCUGCGAGGUGCCGCUGAGGGUCGGCGGCGGGCGUGAGUGGCGAGGACGCCAGCAGACCAGCGGCGGGAGCGCCAACAGCACGGACGCCAUCGAUGUAAUCUUCAGGGUCACAUUCAGCGAGCCCAGUAUCGGCCUGUCGAGGGCGGAGCUUAUUUCAGUGUUUGUGUUGGCGGGGCUGACGUUGUGCGCCGUCACGCUGACUGCCGCCGUCGUACUGCGGGGUCAUUGCACAGCUCGUGGCCACGCCCCCUGGGAGCGGCGGCGAGCGCAACAGAUCCAUGACGACUGUCACAUAAACUUCCUGCACGCAGCUGAGAGGAAGUUGAACACUGACCCCGCCCCCUCGGAGCCUUUAUAUGCCGAUGAACGCUGAUGUCACCCGUCAUCUGGUCGAACUUUUCAAAAUAAGAGCGUGAGCUGCGUCAAACACCCCGAAACCAUUUCCAGCUUCCCCGCACUGACUCGUCCAACGUGGCAACAUUCCGCACUCGUUUAAUCCGUGGGUCAAAGGUCAGCGAUUGUCGACGCGAACAAUAUUUUUGAGCACAACUGGAAAUAUUUGUGUGACAAUAAAAUCAGGCACUUCCUGUUUUAUUCAUGGGGGACAUAGCAACAUACCGUGCGAUUGGCUGAUUUCACAAACAGGAAGUGUGUGUGUUGUGGAGGCGGGGUCACAUGUCAGUCUCAGCCAAUAAGCUGUCAUUUAGCGAGGUGAGCAUGACCGACUGGGGGUCGGAGUCUGUGGGGUCGAGAUGACAGGUUAAAGGUUAAAAGAGGACCGGGUCUAGAAUGAGGUCAGACU